This is a messenger RNA of Emericellopsis atlantica, 603 nucleotides long. RefSeq lists its product as uncharacterized. The transcript is spliced from 5 exons. Lineage: Eukaryota; Fungi; Ascomycota; Sordariomycetes; Hypocreales; Bionectriaceae. The record is from RefSeq and is a predicted model, not a curated record. The coding region runs from base 1 to 603 and encodes 200 amino acids.
AUGUGUCACUACAUUCGUGGUCAUACGGUCCAAAACGGCCCCAAGCCGAUUGAGUCUCGGCCAUUACAACUCUGCACAAGUGUGGAAAGGCUUCGCCACUCCCACUUGUGGAUUUUGUGCCGCGUGUGUCCAAAGAGACGGAUGUGGCCACAGCAAAGGACUCAUCAGGUCGAGCUCGGAGCGCGCUUACAUAUGCAAGUCACACCCAACCCAUCCCUCGACUGUCUCGACCAGGAGUUUUUCCUUUAUAUAUCUAACAGCGCCUUCGGCGAGGGUUUUGACUAUUUGACGCUGCAUGGCGCAUUAGGCGUGCAUACGUUGCUUGAGACAGGGAUUUUCCUACGCAGAAUCGACGAUGCCAUAGUCUUGCUGGCGUCGGACCCAGUGCCAGGUGCGGACGUCUUGGAUGAUCAUGACUUCGAAGGAAGACCUUCAGUAUUGAAGCCACUACCUUUGUCCUCACCUGGGAUUCAUGAACUCGAUAUGGACGCAAAAGGUCCAUCAUCGCCCUGCUCCAAUCCGCGCGUCCGCUGUCCACCGUCCAUUCCUCUCGAAUCGCUCGGAGUAGCGUCCGUCGACGCUGUUUGUUGGGAUGCGAAGUGA